Molecule: messenger RNA, 1353 nt
Organism: Pleurotus ostreatus (oyster mushroom)
Lineage: Eukaryota; Fungi; Basidiomycota; Agaricomycetes; Agaricales; Pleurotaceae
Exons: 11
Coding region: 1-1353 (450 amino acids)
Biological process (GO): DNA repair
Molecular function (GO): double-stranded DNA binding; ATP-dependent polydeoxyribonucleotide 5'-hydroxyl-kinase activity; polynucleotide 3'-phosphatase activity
Source: RefSeq, a predicted model, not a curated record
AUGCCCCCCAAAAAGGCUGAACCGAAGACAAACCCCAAGAAGCGGGGCGUUGAAGAUGUGGGGGAUAAUGUUGCAAGUUCUUCGAGCUCUAAAAUCGCGAAAGUGCACCCAUUCUUCUCGAAACCAAAGCCUAAUGAAGAAGGGGACGCCUCAUCCUCUAGUACUGGUUUCCGAUGGCACGAACCCCUCGGACCGAAGAAGACGCUCAUAUAUGGGACCAACGGCAACCCCAGCGUGAAAGUGAAAGUAGCAGCAUUCGAUUUGGACGGAACGAUCAUUGAAGGGAAUGGGCGGACCGUGUCUGCCGAUUGGAAGUUUUGGAAAAGUGGGGUGAAGGGCAAGUUGGAGGCUGUUGUUGCUGAGGGGUACUCGUUGGUUAUCAUCUCAAAUCAAGGGAUCAAAACCGAGCGACUAAAGGUGUGGAGGGAGAAAGUAAAGUCGAUUGCAGCUGCUUUACCCGACGUUCCCUUCCGAUUAUUCGCGGCGACAGCGAAAGAUGGGUACCGCAAACCUAUGCCGGGGAUGUGGACCGAAUUGGAGAGAAUGGUUGCUGAACACGGGCAGGAAAUUGAUAAAGACCAGUCCUUCUUUGUCGGUGACGCCGCUGGCCGCAAGGGUGACUUUGCAGGGACGGACAGAAAAUGGGCACUCAACGUUGGGAUCAAGUUUUAUACACCCGAGGAAUAUUUCCUAGGACAUCCGCCUGCAAAAUACGAGCUUCUUGGUUUCCAUGUGUCUUCACUUCCAGUCGACAUACCGCCCUUCACGCCUACAUCCACCCCCCUCGUCCCUUCUUCCGACCAUAAACCUAAAUCAAAGGGAAAAUCCAAGCCCUCCUCCUCCUCCUCACCAAACCCAGCCCCGGAAAUAGUCCUCUUCGUCGGAUACCCAGGGGUCGGUAAAACAACGUUUUACAAGCGUCACUUCGCGGACGCUGGGUACGUGCAUAUCAACCAGGACGUGUUGGGGAGCAAGCCGAAGUGUUUGAAGGCGGUGGAGAAAGCGGUUGAAGAUGAGCAGAGAUGUGUCGUUGAUAACACAAAUCGAGAUGGAGCGACAAGGCAAGCGUACAUCUCUCUUGCCAAGAAGAAGAAUAUUCCCAUUCGGUGCUGUCACUUUACCGCUCCCAUGGAACUCGCGUGGCACAAUAACCUGUAUCGCGCGUACAUCGUACCUGAAGAAGAGCGACGACCCGCCGUGCCAUAUCUGGCGUUCACUGGCUAUCGAGCGGCGUUUGAGGCGCCUGAAGUAGAUGAAGGGUUUGAUGAGAUUAGACAAGUCAACUGGGUGUUUGAGGGGAGCGAGGAGGAGAGGAAGAAGUGGGGAAUGUGGUUGCAGGUGGAGGGCAAGUAA